Daphnia pulex (common water flea) is the source of this 2318-nucleotide messenger RNA. RefSeq lists its product as uncharacterized. The transcript has 4 exons. Gene Ontology annotation, molecular function: protein binding. Lineage: Eukaryota; Metazoa; Arthropoda; Branchiopoda; Diplostraca; Daphniidae. The record is from RefSeq and is a predicted model, not a curated record. The coding region runs from base 650 to 1981 and encodes 443 amino acids.
UAAAUUUAUUAAAUCUGUAGAUGUAUGCUUAUUAAUUCCACUGAUUCCACUAUUCCCACUUACAUAUGACCUUAUAACUUCCUAGGAGAUAUACUCUAGUUUCGUCCUUCAUAACCGUAUGUGGUAAUAUCACAGUACAUAGUAAGGGAGAAGUUUCCAUAGGCGAGGUCUCUAUUCCGUUGCGCUGGUGGUCUAAACGUGAACAGCUGUGUUUGCGCAUCGUCUCCUUGCGGUUGGGUGGUAAGUUUUUGUUGUUUCAAUAGGAACCUUCAUACGGCACAUGUGGUUGUUCGUACUUCGUCUUGUCAACGACAACUCAAACCACACCAUAUAGCCAAACGAGUUGUACAUAUGCGCUGUUGUAACCGUGUAUGUAUGUAGAACCGUAGCUUCUACGGUUAAAGUUAAAAAUUUUACCCUUAAUUAGUGGAACUAAAUUUUCUUGGAGAAAAUAAUGUUAACAUUUAUAUGAUAAUUGCUUUUUUUUUUCUUUAUCAUAGAUUCUGUAGAUAACACAGUGAUGUUAUCUUAAUGUUAAUGUUUUUACGCAAGCUCGAAAAUGAAAAGUUUGGUUGUCAUGGCGACAUCGAGUUAGCUAUACACUGUAGGUAUCUCUCCCUCAGUGUUUAAGCAAUCAUAGUCAGGAGAUAUGGAUAAUCGUCAAGCUCUGGUUAAUAUUUUAAAAGACAUGCAAAACAAUUUGUUGGUGGUUUUGCGAUUGGCCAAAUUACCAGGCGAUGAACCAUUACAAGAACGAUUCUAUCGCUGGAUUAAGGAUCCAUUUCCCUUAACUUCAGAGGACGAAUUAUCGACUUGGGAUUCGUCGAUCCAGGAAGUGGUAGAUGUCGUGCAGCGAUUCGCUCAGUUGAUUGCGGAAAAGAUAGAAAAGGGACAGACAGUGGACGGAUGUCAAAGUAGAUUGACGCGGCUCCGGGAAGAGCGACUCCGCAUGGAGAACCGAUUGCGCCAGCUGAAGACGAAUGGUGAAAAAGAAGAAACAUCACAAAAAUCUCUGUGGAAAUCUCGUCUUGAUCUUAUUCAAGAUCUCAAAAUCCGUUUAAAAGAAACCGACGAACGGACUACGAGUUGUCUUCGCUUGGCAAAAGAAUGCGGAGAAGUAGCCAGAAAGGAAUGGGAAACGAACAAUCGGAAACCACUGAAGGAGCAACAACUUCACUCUGAACUUUUGGGUUCUCAACUUGCCAACCUUGUGAAAGAGAACUCUAUUACUGAAAAUCAGUUGAAGAAAUGCUGCGAAGAACGAAAGAAAGAAAUCGAGUCGGUUACGUUGAAAAUGGACGAGGAUAUUUGCCAACGCCGUAAGAAAGUGAACGAUUUGAAACGUGAAGUUUCGGCCGACAAGAAACAACUUGAAGAAUUAGAGAAAGAGUUGGCUGCCGUGACGAUAGACUACGACGCAAUCAUCGAAGAACAACAGAAGCAAGCUGACGAAGCGCUUAGACAACUAGCAGAAGAACAGUUGCGUGAAAAAGCCGCUAUUAAAAUCCAACGGUGGUAUCGUUUCAUUCUCUUUAGAACAAUAAGAGCGCGUAGAAGGCGAAAGAAGACAAAGCGUAAGGUUUCCAAAGAAGUCAGGAGACCUCCAGUGGAUAGAAACAAGACGACAGUUCCCGAUGAAGUUCGUCCAGAUAGUCAAUAUGAAAGAGAUGCUUCCGGCGAGCCAGUGACUGUUCUUGACGUGCAAGUGGCGCGGAAAUCCGCCUUAUUACGUAAUAGGCAUUUGGUCUCCUCUGACCAUAGCGACAUAAACAUAGAAGAAUCUCAUUCAGAAUUUGAAAAUAAUAAAGCUAAAGCUCCUUCCAAAGGUAAAAGUAAAAAGUCCUCUUCCGCAAUUCGUUCCAUUACAGUUAAAAAGGGAGCUAAUCCAGGAGAGAAAGAAACUAAACCUAAACCGAUCACUAGUCUGAACCGAUCUUCACAGACGGAUAAUCGCGUACCCAAGUCGAAGAAAGUUUUUUGAUAGUUGCUAACUAAAUAAAAAUAAAAUCGGGAGGGAUCAUUGAGACUCGAUCGUAUUCUUUUUACGAAAUCCGUGUUUCCUCUCUUUGCCAUAGACAACCAAUAAAGUAACAAAAACGUACAUUCUAGCCUAUUUUCCCUCCAUAAAUGCCUAUCUUGUUUGCGUUUUAUGUUUUUGGACACUGCAUGGAAUCGACGCCUCGAUAGUGUGAUCGUCUGAGUGCGUGUCUUGACAUUGUUUCUGUGAUUAUAUAGUCCACCCUAAUAUUCUUUUGCUUACUGCAUGUCAAUUCUGCGGAUACUGCAUAAAACAAUAAAACAAUGAACUUUAUACAUCA